Molecule: messenger RNA, 1125 nt
Organism: Rotaria socialis
Lineage: Eukaryota; Metazoa; Rotifera; Eurotatoria; Philodinida; Philodinidae
Source: the annotation of a GenBank genome assembly
AUGUCAUUAACAUUAACUAGAUCGAAAUUUGAAGAUUUAAGUGAUGAUAUUUUAAUGGAUAUAUUUGAUUUACUUUCUCCACCAGUUUAUAUUUAUCAUUCAUUUUAUCAUUUGAAUCAACGUUUUAAUAGAAUAAUAAAUGAUUCACGCUUAUUAAUAUCACUUGAUUUAAGUCAUUUGAUGAAUCCAUCAACUUUUGCUUAUCAUUGUCAAAUAAUGUUACCUAACAUGUCCAAGCAAUUAAUUUCAUUACGUUUAUCAAAUGAACAAAAAUUAUAUGAACAAAUAAAAAUAUUUCUUUUACAUAUACGUUUAGGAAAUUUUCAUGCAUUACGUCAAUUAUCUCUAAUUCAAAUAACAUUUGAUCAGCUAAGACGAAUGCUAGCGGAUAUUUUAUCUUUGAAUAAACUUGUUCGACUGGAUAUCGAUAUGUUCGAUGGAUGUGGUACUAGUCUUAUUGAACUUAAUCUUAUUGCGAAUACAUUAUUAAGUAAAUCUAAAUCGAUUAAAUUCUUGUGUCUUCGUUUCAAUCGUGAAUUUAUUAUAUCUGAAACUGCUGCAUCUUCAUUGACACAUAUGAUUAUUGAUGCUUGCUUUUUAUCCGAUGUACCACAAGUAUUAUCUCUUUGUUCAAAUCUUCAUUCGUUAACAAUAAAAGUUGAACAAUCACGUCGUCGAUAUCCUCUUCUUAAUAUAAUUAAUUGUGACCAACAACUUCAACGACAUAGUUUAUCAUCAGUACUGUGUUCUUAUUUAACAUAUUUUUCUAUUGAAAUAAAUGAUUUAACGUUCUCCGAUAUAAAAUUUAUUCUUUCAACAAUGCCGUAUUUACAUCAUUUUCGUGUCGAAGGUCUCACAUAUGAUAUUGAUUUUUCCAAAGGUGAUUUAUGGCAAAAAUUAUUUGAAAAUGAAACAAAAAAAUUAAAACGAUUCGAUAUAACUGGCUUACGUAUUUGGUUAGGUAACAAUGCUGAUGAUGAUGAUGAUAAUCUGAAUUUAAUUAAUCAAGUAACUCAUUCGUUUGGUUCAAAUCACAAAUAUUGGGGUAAAUACUGGUCUGUAUAUCAAACACAUAAACUUCGACCAAAUCAUUUUAAUAUAACAUUACACGCUAAAGCUCUCUAA